Molecule: messenger RNA, 2492 nt
Organism: Syngnathus acus (greater pipefish)
Lineage: Eukaryota; Metazoa; Chordata; Actinopteri; Syngnathiformes; Syngnathidae
Gene: ippk
Product: inositol 1,3,4,5,6-pentakisphosphate 2-kinase
Exons: 14
Coding region: 130-1581 (483 amino acids)
Biological process (GO): inositol phosphate biosynthetic process
Cellular component (GO): nucleus
Molecular function (GO): inositol-1,3,4,5,6-pentakisphosphate 2-kinase activity; ATP binding
Source: RefSeq, a predicted model, not a curated record
GCUAGCCGGCAGGUUGUGGCAGAAGUCAGUGUGUCAAUGCACUGCUAACUGUCCGACUCACAACUAGUUGGAGGACUUCGAAGCGGCCGUCUCGCUAGAGUCUAAACUCACCCGGCGCCGCCGAAGGCGAUGGAGCUGGACAAGAUGGACGAAAACGACUGGCGCUACCACGGCGAGGGCAACAAGAGCCUGGUUGUGUCCCACGUACAGCUGUCCAAAGUUCUUCGCCUGCUCAAAUAUCCCACCGAGGACUCUGAAAACCCGCCACAGACGGCAGAGCAGGCCUUCAGGCAGAUCCAAAACAUCGUGGACUUCAGCUCCAACGUGAUGAGCUGCCUGCUGGGCGACAAGUUCAUCCACAGCGGAGAAGUGGUCAAGCUGCCGCUGGAGUUUGUGCGGCAGCUCUCCAUCAAAGUUCAACAUCAACGACCUGCAUGGCGCCGCGACAAAGUGAUGGACAUCUACAGUGGCUGCGCGCUGUGCUUGCCCAACCUGACGUGGCCCGGCCUCCCUCAGCACGCGCACAUGCCGCCGCUCUGCGUGGAAAUCAAGCCCAAGUGCGGCUUCCUGCCGUCCGCCAAGCACAUCAGCCGAGACAUCAAGAGCAAAGUGUGUCGCUUCUGCAUGCACCAACACUACAAGGUGGCCAGCGGGCGCUGGAAGAGACGCAGCCUCUACUGCCCGCUCGACUUGUUCUCGGGGAGCAGAGCCAGGAUGCACUUUGCUGUCCGCCAGCUCAUCGAAGAACCUCAGAACAACUUCAAAAUCUUCAAGGGGGGUCAGUGCAUAUACGCCAGCAAAGAGUGCACCGGCGAGGACUCGUCAGACCUCAACUCUCUGCUCUACCACCUGCGGCCUUACUUCCUGUACGCCAACUGCAUCCACGUGAGCGGCAAAGCCGUCCUCAGCGACUUCAUCCAGGUGCUGGUCAACGCCCUACUUAGCGGUGGCGGCGGCGUGGCAGAACGACGGCAGGAGGGACGGACUUUCUGCGAGGCCAGUCUUUUCAACAAGGAGCGACAGCGAUACGGCUCUCAAGGUUUGCCCAGCGAAAGCGUUCUGUCCCGCAUCCUGCGCACGCAAAUGCUGGACAACUUGAACAUCGAAGGCCUUUACCCGCUCUACCGGCGAGUGGAACAACACCUGCGUGACUUCCCCAAGGAGAGGACCAGCCUCCAGGUGGACGGUCCGUACAACGAGGCCUUCCUGGAGCGUCUCCAGAAGUGUCCCGCGGAGGAUGACGGCUCGCUGGACUUUGCCGUGUCGAAGGUGCAUCAGUACCGCGUCGCCAUGACGGCCAAGGACUGCUCCAUCAUGGUCGCCCUCGUGCCCAGCGCCACCAAUGACCAGGAUGACGACGACCAGGACACCUUGUGUGCCGCUCAGCGUCGCCUGCAGGACUUCCUGUCGUCCCGAAUGCCCGCCUUCUCCUACUCAGUGUCCAUGCUGGACCUCGACCCCAAGCCACUGGACAGCAUCCCGCUGCAGCUGAGUCUGGACCACAAGAUUGUGCAGUGCUACGCCAGAACACUGGCCGCCUCUGACCGCGACGACCGCACGUUGCACUUCAGGCCCGUGUGAGUGGGCACCGCCGCUUCCCGGGAUUCCUCUGGCGUAAGUUUUGACUCCCUGAACGGAUUCCCAAGGACCUUGAGUUUAGGCAUCGCCGUGGCAACGCUGCUUUCCUGGAUAGUGCCAAGACAGCCUUCGAGGCUGGUCGUGAUGUCAUUUGCUGAAUGUAUUGCCAAGCCGCCGAGGACCUGAGCUGGAACGCAUUUUUACCUGAGCUCAUGUGACCGCGCGUGUGCCCCCUUUCAAACGAUCCUUAUGUUUCUGAGCCCAAGAUUGUGAACAAAAGAAUGACGUUGUUAUGAGCAGCUUUGACGCACGAGGUCGUAGUCGGAACAUUGCGCUCCUGAGAUUGCUACGUUGAAGUUCAUAUCUGGCAAUUCCCUUGACCACGGCGUCAAAUGCGAACACACAAGACGUCCGUUUCUGCUCACACAAAAAGCGCCACACUGGGAUGAUAUGUUGACUUUUACACGCGGCGUGGAAAGGGAUACGUGCGAUGUCACUUCCUGUGAGUGUCCUGUCGGCAUCUUUGCGUGUGGUGCCAUCUGCGCGUGGGUAUUUUCCAACGUGAUCUACUCUGGACUGUCAGGAUGAGUUUUGUGUCCAUUGUGGGAGGGGCUGCGCCACCUACAGUAUGCAUGAAUGGAUCACAGAAAAAGAAACGACCCCAAAUAAAGUGGAAGGAUCAUGGUUUUAAAAAAAGAAAAAAGAAAAAAAAGAUUUAUAGACUUUGGAGGAAUUUUUAAAAUGGUGGCGUGCGUGCAGACAUUUGGUGGGGGGACAAAACUAUUUGUGAAAAGAAAGACUGCUUGUCUGCCAUUUUGUAUGUAAAUUAUUUAUUUUUGUAGAUUUUGACCAAUGAGCUCUGCUGUCACAUUCACAAUUUAGACUGGAGCAAAGUAAAACACUUUGAAACACAG